AUGAGUGGAAAACCUGCGCUCGGUCUUCUCGGCGGUGGCCAGCUCGGCCGAAUGCUGUGCGAGGCCGCUUCACCUCUCGAGGUCGAAAUCGCCAUCCUUGACGCCGCCGAUGCCCCUGCUAAGCAGGUCAGCCGAAGCAAGUACCAUGUCGAUGGAUCCUUCAAGGAUGCGGCAAAGAUCAGGGAGCUGGCCAAUCACUGCAGCGUCCUCAGCGUUGAGACUGAACAUAUCGAAACUGCUGUUCUUGAGGAGCUGUCCAAGGAGAACAAGGUUGUUGUCUACCCUUCGUGGAAGACGCUUCGCCUUAUCCAGGAUAAGUACGAGCAGAAGGAUUAUCUCGGCAAGCAGGGCAUUCCCAUCGCCGAACAGGUCGCCAUUCAAUCAUCCAGCAGCGAUGAGAUGCGCGCUGCUCUCAAGGACAUCUCAUCUAAAUACGGUUUCCCUUUCAUGCUCAAGUCCCGAAAGGACUCAUACGACGGCCGAGGCAACCUCAAGAUCUCCAACGACGAGGAUAUCGAAACUGCCGUGAGCGAGUUCGGAAAGCUUCAGUGCUAUGCCGAGAAGUAUGUUCCAUUCCAGCGCGAGCUCUCCGUCAUUGUCAUCCGCACAGAAGACACCGAUGGCCAAACCAAGCGCCUUGUGCCAUAUCCCGCCGUUGAGACAGUGCACGAGGACAACGUCUGCUCACGGGUCUACAUGCCUCCUCGCGACACCCCGGAUGAUGUAUCCAAGCGUGCCCAGGAGGUUGCUGUCAGUGUGGUCGAGAAGCUCUGGGGACGAGGUGUGUUUGCCGUUGAGAUGUUUGUCACAGAGAACAACGACAUCCUUGUCAACGAGAUUGCCCCGCGACCUCACAACUCUGGCCAUCUUACUAUCGAAGCUGUUCCCUAUAUGUCACAGUACAAGGCGCAGCUAACCUCCAUUCUCGACGAGCCACUUCCCGAGAAGCUAGAGCCCCACGUCGCCUCCAGCAUCAUGAUCAACAUCCUCGGAGGCGCUGAGCCCGAAUCCCAUCUCCCGCUUGUCAACAAGGCCAAGUCCAUGUUCGCCAGCAAGACCGGCGUUUACACCCACCUCUACGGCAAGCAGUCCAAGCCCGGCCGCAAGAUCGGCCACAUCACGCUCACCGGAUUGGACGCCAGCAUCAAGCAGCUCGAGGAGUUUGCCCAGCCGUUGGUGCAGUUGGCCGCUGAUAUGAGACAGGAGCGUAUCCAGGCCAAGAGCAAGGCUAUGCGCCCUGAGCAAGCAGUUGCCAAGUCUUCACAAGACCCCCUGGUUCUUGUCACAAUGGGCUCGGACUCUGAUCUCCCUGUGCUCAAGGCUGGUCUUGAUAUCCUGACCCAGUUCGGUGUUCCUUGGGAGGUUGACAUCACUUCUGCACACCGAACACCUGUGAAGAUGGGAGAUGUCGCCACAGCCGCUGCUGAUCGCGGUAUCAAGGUCAUCAUCGCUGCUGCAGGAGGAGCUGCCCAUCUGCCUGGUAUGAUCUCAGCCUACACUCCCCUGCCCGUCAUCGGUGUUCCUGUCAAGGCGACCCAUCUCGACGGAAUGGAUUCCCUUCUCAGCAUUGUCCAAAUGCCUCGCGGUGUUCCUACAGCCACCGUUGGAAUCAACAACUCCACCAACGCUGCCCUUCUCGCCAUCAGAAUUCUCGGCGCAUUCAUUCCCGCCUAUCUUGAGAAGAUGAAGGCCUACCAGACUGACAUUGGCGAGCAGGUCAACGGAAAGGCUACCCGUCUGAGGGAAUCAGAUGUGGAGUCUUACCUUGCUCAAAUGAAGAAGGGUUAA
Molecule: messenger RNA, 1788 nt
Organism: Fusarium sp. VM40
Lineage: Eukaryota; Fungi; Ascomycota; Sordariomycetes; Hypocreales; Nectriaceae
Source: the annotation of a GenBank genome assembly